AUGCCUGGCCAACUUCUCUUCCAAGCAAACCCUCUGCCUGACCCGUCUCAGCUUCCUGACGUCUUUGAGAGCUUUGGGGUCAAGCUCAAUACCAAGGACUACCUUCCUAGUAAUGAACUUCACGCCUUGCAGAAGUUCAGGCGUGCCGCCGACUACAUUGCUACUGCUAUGAUAUUUCUCAAUGACGACGUUCUGGUCGAGAAGCCUAUCACCCAUGAUAACAUCAAGCCUCGCCUUCUCGGCCACUGGGGAACAUGUCCCGGGUUGAUCAUGGUGUAUGCACACCUCAACAGAAUCAUUCGUAAAACUGGUCUCGAGGCACUUUAUGUUGUCGGUCCAGGACACGGUGCACCCGCUAUUCUGGCCUGUCUGUGGCUGGAGGAUUCUAUGAAUAAAUUUUUCCCGGAAAUCACUCGUAAUUAUCGUGGACUCAAGAAGCUUGUUGCCGGCUUCAGUGCACCCGGAGGCUUUCCUAGUCACAUCAAUGCUGCAACUCCAGGUGCCAUCCACGAGGGCGGUGAAUUAGGAUACGCUCUUAGCGUCUCUUUCGGUGCCGUCAUGGACAAACCUGAUCUUGUCGUCGCCUGCAUCGUUGGUGACGGUGAGGCCGAGACAGGACCCACUGCCACGGCUUGGCACGGGUUCAAGUACAUCGAUCCUGCUGAGUCUGGUGCUGUGCUCCCUAUUGUACACAUCAAUGGAUUCAAGAUUUCAGAGCGUACCAUUUAUGGAACCAUGGACGACAAGGAGAUGAUUGCUCUUUUCACCGGUUACGGCUACCAACCACGAGUUGUUUCCGAUGUUGAGAACAUCGACAAUGACCUCGCUGCAUCUAUGGACUGGGCCUUGGCCGAAAUUAAGAAGAUCCAAACUGCUGCUCGUACCGGAAAAGCCAUCGUGAAACCUCGCUGGCCCGUCAUCAUUCUCCGUACACCUAAGGGUCUUUCAGGUCCGAAGGAGUUCCAUGGUGAACUUAUUGAAGGAUCUUUUCACUCCCACCAAGUCCCCCUUCCUAACGCCAAGACCUCUGACGAGGAACUCGCAGCCCUGCAGAGCUGGUUGAAGAGCUACAAGCCUGAGGAAUUGUUCACCAAGGAGGGUUCCCCAACUGAGGAGAUUCUCAGCAUUGUUCCCAUAGAUGCUGAGAAGAGGUUGGGGCAGAAGAAAGAGAGUUAUAAGGCUUACGUCCCGCUCGAUCUGCCCGAAUGGACUGACCUUGGUGUCAAGAAAGGGUCGGAGGAGAGCUGCAUGAAGUCUGUCGGACGGUACUUGAAGGAGGUUGUGAAUCUGAACCCCUCGACGUUCAGGAUAUUCUCUCCUGAUGAACUGGUAUCUAACAAAUUGGACGCUGUCCUUGAUAAUAGCGGCCGUAAUUUCCAGUGGGAUAUCGCCUCUAGAGCAAAAGGAGGUCGAGUGAUCGAGAUCCUCUCGGAGCACACUUGCCAAGGUAUGCUUCAAGGCUACACGCUCACCGGAAGGACGGGUCUCUUCCCGAGUUACGAAGCGUUCUUGGGUAUCGUCCACACGAUGAUGGUGCAGUACGCCAAGUUUGCCAAGAUGGCCUCCGAGACGCCAUGGAGACAAGACGUCGGCUCCAUCAACUACCUCGAGACGUCUACAUGGACGCGUCAAGAACACAACGGGUUCUCCCAUCAGAAUCCAUCGUUCAUCGGGGCCGUCCUUAACCUCAAGGCCGCCUCCGCCCGUGUGUAUCUUCCGCCUGACGCGAAUUGUUUCUUGUCGACUGUCUCUCAUUGUCUGAGGGCAAAGAACUACAUCAACUUGAUGGUUGGUAGCAAGCAGCCCACACCUGUUUGGCUAUCCCCUGAAGAGGCUGAUCGCCACUGUAUUGCCGGUGCUUCUGUCUGGAAGUUCGCCAGUGUUGACGACGGUGUCAGUCCCGAUGUUGUUCUCGUCGGUAUCGGCGUAGAAGUGACAUUUGAAGUUAUUACCGCUGCCGCUCUCCUCCGCCAGUACGCUCCCGACCUCCGCGUCCGUGUUGUGAAUGUUACAGAUUUGAUGAUUCUUUCGGCGCACGGAUCACACCCCCAUGCCCUGACGGAGGACGCUUUCCACUCGUUGUUCACCAAGGAUAAGCCAGUUCUCUUUAAUUACCAUGGAUAUCCCAUGGAGUUGAAGGGUUUGUUGUUCGGUCGGGCCGGACUUGAUAGGGUCACGAUUCAGGGUUACAUUGAAGAAGGAACGACUACAUCACCAUUUGACAUGAUGUUGUGCAACCACACGUCCCGCUACGAUGUUGCCAUCGCUGCUAUCCAAAGUGGCGCGCUUCACAACUCCAAGGUUGCGGUGUCGGCCCACGAGACUGAGAGCUACUUGAAGCACCUCGCCCAAAAGGAUAAGGAGUAUAUCCUUGCGAAUGGUCAAGAUCGUCCGGGAACGUUCGACGUGCCGACUUUCUAA
Molecule: messenger RNA, 2421 nt
Organism: Desarmillaria tabescens
Lineage: Eukaryota; Fungi; Basidiomycota; Agaricomycetes; Agaricales; Physalacriaceae
Product: phosphoketolase
Exons: 12
Coding region: 1-2421 (806 amino acids)
Biological process (GO): carbohydrate metabolic process
Molecular function (GO): aldehyde-lyase activity
Source: RefSeq, a predicted model, not a curated record